Messenger RNA from Ochotona curzoniae (black-lipped pika), 1723 nucleotides. RefSeq names its product required for meiotic nuclear division 5 homolog B (gene RMND5B). Gene Ontology annotation, cellular component: cytoplasm; GID complex; nucleus. Gene Ontology annotation, biological process: proteasome-mediated ubiquitin-dependent protein catabolic process. Bases 151 to 1332 code for a protein of 393 amino acids. NCBI's taxonomy places the organism in Eukaryota, Metazoa, Chordata, Mammalia, Lagomorpha, Ochotonidae. The transcript is spliced from 10 exons. The record is from RefSeq and is a predicted model, not a curated record. Gene Ontology annotation, molecular function: protein binding; ubiquitin protein ligase activity.
CCGCUUCCGGCAGCCGGACCGCGGACAGGCUCGCCUGGGCUCGCCGCUCCGGCCGCUCCGGCCGCUCCGGCCCCGGGCUUGUCCUCUCGGCAGUGGCCGGCCGGGACCCCGCGGCCUCCCCGGGCCCGGGCCGUCGGCAGACAGGCCACCAUGGAGCAGUGUGCGUGCGUGGAGCGAGAGCUGGACAGGGUCCUGCAGAAGUUCCUGACCUAUGGACAGCACUGCGAGCAGAGCCUGGAAGAGCUGCUGCACUACGUGAGCCAGCUGCGGGCGGAGCUGGCCAACGCAGCCCUUCAGGGCAGCCCUCUCUCGGCCACCCUCUCCCUCGUGAUGUCCCAGUGCUGCCGCAAGAUCAAAGACACCGUGCAAAAACUGGCUUCAGACCACAAGGACAUUCACAGCAGCGUGUCCCGAGUGGGUAAAGCCAUCGACAGGAACUUUGACUCAGAGAUCUGCGGUGUCGUCUCCGACGCAGUGUGGGACUCGCGGGAGCAGCAGCAGCAGAUCCUGCAGAUGGCCAUUGUGGAGCACCUGUACCAGCAGGGCAUGCUCAGCGUGGCCGAGGAGCUGUGCCAGGAAUCGACCCUGAAUGUGGACUUGGGUUUCAAGAAGCCUUUCCUGGAGCUGAAUCGAAUCCUGGAAGCUCUGCACGAGCAAGACCUGGGGCCUGCGCUAGAAUGGGCCGCGUCCCACAGGCAGCGCCUGCUAGAGCUCAACAGCUCCCUGGAGUUCAAGCUGCACCGCCUGCACUUCAUCUGCCUCCUGGCAGGUGGCCCCGAGAAGCAGCUUGAGGCGCUCAGCUAUGCCCGGCACUUCCAGCCCUUCGCACACCUGCACCAGAGCGAGAUCCAGGUGAUGAUGGGCAGUCUUGUGUAUCUGAGGCUGGGCUUGGAGAAGUCACCCUACUGCCACCUCCUGGACAACAGCCACUGGGCGGAGAUCUGCGAGACCUUCACGCGGGACGCAUGCUCACUGCUGGGGCUUUCUGUGGAGUCCCCACUCAGUGUCAGCUUUGCCUCUGGCUGCGUGGCGCUACCCGUGCUGAUGAACAUCAAGGCUGUGAUCGAGCAGAGGCAGUGCAGCGGGGUCUGGAGCCACAAGGAUGAGUUGCCGAUUGAGAUUGAAUUAGGCAUGAAGUGCUGGUACCACUCGGUGUUUGCCUGCCCCAUCCUCCGCCAGCAGACCUCGGAUUCCAACCCUCCCAUCAAGCUCAUCUGUGGUCACGUGAUCUCCCGAGAUGCCCUCAACAAGCUCAUUAACGGAGGAAAGCUCAAGUGUCCCUACUGUCCCAUGGAGCAGAAUCCAGCUGACGGGAAACGCAUCAUAUUCUGAUUCCUGCCCGGAACUUGUUGGAGGUGGUUUUCUCCCAGGAGCCACGGGCGAACUCGGUGGGCGGAACUGGCUUUCCGUGAGCGGUGGAUGUGCAGCCUGCCGGGGUCACGGAAGAGGGAACCCACCCACGUGGGCCAGUUGGCCCUUGGCCAUGAGGGAGAUGCUGGACUGUAUACACCUGCUGUUUAUACGUCUUUGAUUUAGUAGCACAGGACCUAGCCAGCAGCUGUCUCAGCCAGGCCAAGCCUCUGUCCCUUGAGCUGCUCAGCCCAGGGGCAUCCAGCUGCGGCCAGCUUCCUGUUCCUCCUCAGCCUCCACUGUACAUAGUCCAAGUUAGCACUGAAUGCCGUUGUUUUAUAACUUUGACCAAAUAUAUUCCCAGCCCUCCUUC